Lodderomyces parapsilosis is the source of this 963-nucleotide messenger RNA. RefSeq lists its product as uncharacterized. The transcript has a single exon. Gene Ontology annotation, biological process: inner mitochondrial membrane organization. The coding region runs from base 1 to 963 and encodes 320 amino acids. Gene Ontology annotation, cellular component: mitochondrial inner membrane. The record is from RefSeq and is a predicted model, not a curated record. Lineage: Eukaryota; Fungi; Ascomycota; Pichiomycetes; Serinales; Debaryomycetaceae.
AUGAAAAGACUUCCCAUCGUCACCUCAAGCAGGUUCCUCAUAAGAAAUUACACUGUACCCCCGUCCAUUUCACUUGACCCCCCACAAGUCACAGGUGCAGGUCCAUUCGCAGCUCGUCCACAUUUCCACGCCAUUGGUCACCCAUCAACCAUACUUUCAAUCACCCUCCCCCAAUCAUCAUCCAUCUACAUCUCCCAAAGCUCAAUCUUGGCAGCAAAUGUCGAACUAAAUACUAUUGAAAAAGAGACUGCGUUACUUUACGGAGUACCCUACCAACAAUUGAAGGCGACUGAAGCGUCAAACUUGCUCAUUCAUGAACAAAGCCAUUAUCGCGUGUUGGAUGCUGCAAAACAAUGGACGGUGUUUGAUAGUAGGCGAAUAAUAGGGUGGACGGGAUCGGAUGUGGAGUUUAGUGGCAAACUGUCAUCAUUUUCUGCAAGUGGUGAUUACAAUUCGGUAAAGAUAUCAGGCAAAGGACACAUUGUGCUUGAUGAUGCAAGUUCGACAAUUUUCAAUUUACAAAUUGAACCAAACAAUGAAAUAUUAAUUAACCCCAAUGCUCUAAUCGCAAUCAACACCGGUGCCAUGCCCCAUUUGAAACCACAGGUGUUGACUCCAGGUACUUAUGAAUUGCAUAAAUUGGAUCUCCCCCAUUUCGAUUGGCCCCGUUGGAUAGUGAACCCAAUCAAGCAAGCACAAGCUAGCAUAAGUGGGUUUUGGAAUCAGUUGAAUCCAAGACGUGUAUUGGACCCUAUUGGUUCCUAUUGGGAACCUAUAAAGAGACAGUUUAGUAAAAUGUGGCAUUGGGUGUAUGUUAAAAUCAAUGGUCGGUUGAUUAGAAGAAACCCAAUUUAUUUUAAAGUUACUGGUCCCGCUGAGAUCUUGAUUGAAAAUCAACAAAUGGUGGCUAAUAAUAAAAUGUUUAGCAGUGAAGAGAUCACCAAGCUAUUCAAGCAGAAUUAA